Linum trigynum is the source of this 1806-nucleotide messenger RNA. NCBI's taxonomy places the organism in Eukaryota, Viridiplantae, Streptophyta, Magnoliopsida, Malpighiales, Linaceae. The record is from the annotation of a GenBank genome assembly.
AUGAUGAGGAGAAUCUAUUCAAUUUCGCAUUUAGGGUUCUUCGUUCCCCGGAAAACAAUAUACAGAACUUUUCGGUUCAAUGCGCGGGGUUACUGCGAUCCUUCUGGCCUUGCUUCGCCCAAAACUCAAGGGCCAUUGGCGCGGUACAGGGAUUUGGUUGGGGAAGGCAAGCUGCGGCAUGAUCCGUAUCAGGAGAGAGUUGCAAUUGAAUUGGAAAAGCUACUCGGAAGACUGGAGCAGUAUGAGAGAGAAAUGGAGGAGUAUCACGAAAAGCUAGCCAAUUGGGAGGCGGAGAGGGAGCAUGAGAGGCGGAAGCUUAUGAUGGAUGAAGCCGAGAGAAAGCAGCAGGGGGGCAAUCAGUCCAGCAAACUUGUUGAAAGAUGGGUGUUCAGAAAGAGACCUGAAAAUCUGGAGCCUGGAGUAGGCAAAUGGGUUUCUUACCUAAACAGAGAGAGGAAGCUUGAUUCGCUUGUUGGUAGCCGUCCUACUGGUCCUGCAGCACCAAAAGGACUGUAUAUAUAUGGGAAUGUUGGAAGUGGGAAGACAAUGCUGAUGGAUAUGUUUUAUGGUGCCACAGUAGGACUAGUCAGACAUCGGAGAAGAUUUCACUUUCAUGAGGCAAUGCUGAAUAUAAAUGAGCAUAUGCAUAAUAUAUGGAAGAAUCAAGUGGAGGAGAAACCUUUCCACUCAAGCAUAUCUAGUUGGAUUAUGAAUCUUCCCUUUGAUAUGAAAGUUAAGGAGUGGUUAGCUGCAGAAGAAAAAUAUAAUCGAGAGUUGCAUAUGAAACACAUUCUUCCUGCUGUAGCGGACAAGUUCCUUAUAGACCAGCAAACAGGUCAAAGAGGGGCUAGUGUUCUUUGCUUUGAUGAGAUACAGACGGUUGAUGUGUUCGCUAUUGUGGCCUUAUCUGGAAUUCUGGGAAGAUUGUUAGCUUCAGGGACUGUUCUUGUUGCGACCAGUAAUCGAGCGCCAAAGGAUUUAAAUCAGGAUGGCAUGCAAAAGGAAAUUUUCCAGAAAUUACUUUCAAAAAUUGAAGAGCAUUGUGAGAUAGUAUUGAUUGGAAGUGAGAUUGAUUACCGCCGUUUUGCAGCCCAGAGAUGUGAGCAUCAGGUUCGCUAUUUCUGGCCUCUGGAAAGCAAUAUUGUGAAUGAGUAUGAAAAUCUGUGGUGUCAGCUGACCAACCAACUGGGGGGUCGAAUCACCUCUGAAACCAUCCCUGUUAUGUUUGGAAGAAAACUGGAUGUCCCUGAAAGCUGCAAAGGAGUUGCAAGGUUCUCAUUUGAGUAUCUAUGUGGUCGGCCGUUGGGCGCAGCAGAUUAUAUCGCUGUAGCAAAACAUUAUCAUACUGUUUUCAUCUCAGAUAUCCCAGUGAUGAGUAUGAGAAUCCGUGACAAGGCACGUAGAUUUAUCACCCUGGUAGAUGAGUUAUACAACCAUCAUUGCUGUAUGGUGUGUCAUGCAGCAUCUGCUAUUGAUGACUUGUUCCAAGGAACUGAAGAGGGUACCCUCUUUGAUCUGGAGAGUUUUCAAUUUGAAACAGAGAUAGAAGGUAGCAAACUUCGUAGAGAUGUUUUAGCCGAGGGAAAAGUGAGCUCUGCAGGUGCACCAACUGGAAUCAUUUCCAUGCUAUCCGGUCAUGAAGAAGGCUUUGCUUUCCGUAGAGCCGUUUCUCGCCUAAUUGAGAUGCAGACGCCUUUAUACCUGGAAGGAGUAAGGGCACUUCACCCUUACUUCCAGCUCCAGAGUCAUGUUGCUCACAGAUCAAGUCCAAGUUCCGGCACUUUACGAUCUCAAGUUUCUCCAUAA